Schizophyllum commune H4-8 is the source of this 639-nucleotide messenger RNA. RefSeq lists its product as uncharacterized. The transcript has 4 exons. The record is from RefSeq and is a predicted model, not a curated record. NCBI's taxonomy places the organism in Eukaryota, Fungi, Basidiomycota, Agaricomycetes, Agaricales, Schizophyllaceae. Bases 1 to 639 code for a protein of 212 amino acids.
AUGUCUGCCAUAACGCUCGAAAUCCUGAAGAUCACCGUCGGCGCUGGUUUCCAGCUCACCUGUCCUGCUUUCGCCCAGUUGCGCCAGACGGCCUUCUCAGCGGGCGUGAAGGACCAGUGGUACGGUAUGAUCCAGGACCGGUCAAACCUGCUAUGCUGGCUCAUCGAAUGGCCCGCCAGCAUUCGUGAUCCUCUAUCCUACGCGGGCCCCGAGCCAUCGAAGAUAAACUUCCGAGACUCUAUCCGCGCUCUCGAUGCCCAGCAAUCGCCCACGUCCUGGCUACUACCCUUCGAGAAUGCAGAUCUCAUCCGACCGGCUUUGGUUGCGCCUGUCUGUGAAAUUUGUGAUGUCAACCUCAAGCCUGGCGUGGACCGGACCCGGCCUGACAUUGCGAAGUCCCUGCACAAGACCUUCACCGACUGCUACGAUGCGCCUGAUGGAGGGUUUACGGGCGGUUAUUGGGCCGUCAACACCCUCAACGAUCGGCACAAUGUGUACCUCCUCGGGUGGGAGAGCAGACAGCUCCACGCCAAGUACUUCGCCACCCCUCUCUGUGCUCUCGAGCUUAAGAACCUGGACCCGUAUAGUGAAGGCGGGGAAGGUCUUUUUGUGAAUCUUACGCAUGAGCGCAAUGAGUAA